UAAACAAAUAGCACAAAACAGUUCCUCUUUUGUUUUUAUUAAAGUGGUACUGCAAUGCAGUUUCAGUCUAUCAGCUAGGCAUACAUGUGUGGAAAUACGAUAUUCUCACUAAAUUAGCUAAUUUUUAGCUGUGUUCCCUGUUUAUCUCUAGACCUUUGUGUAUUAAAUCCUAUCUCGAGCUGUUCUCUUUAUACACAAGUGUGUUUUGCUUGUGCCUUCCUGUCUUCUUCAGUGAGAAGCUUUAUGUAGGUCAGGCUUGGCUUAAGCAGAUUUCCUGAACCUGCGUCAGCUUAAGCUGGAGGAAUUUUAAUAAACCCUCCCCUGUAGGCGUGGGCCUAAAUGAGGCUAGCCUAGUUAAGCCUGAUCUUUUUCUGUUUGUGAAAAGAGCUGGGCAGAGCUGAAGGCUGCAUGGUGGUUUCAGAAACUGCCUACUUAAUUUGAAAAGAACAAUGGUAGGAAAGGCUAGAUCUUCCAAUUUUACCUUAUCUGAAAAGCUUGAUUUGCUAAAGCUUGUGAAGCCAUAUGUUAAAAUUCUCGAAGAACACACUAAUAAACAUUCAGUAAUAGUGGAAAAGAAUAGAUGUUGGGAUAUCAUAGCAGUAAACUAUAAUGCAAUUGGAGUAGAUCGCCCUCCUCGAACAGCCCAGGGCCUACGCACCCUUUACAAAAGGCUCAAAGAAUAUGCCAAACAGGAGCUAUUGCAGCAAAAAGAGACCCAAUCAGAUUUUAAAAGCAAUAUUUCUGAGCCAACCAAGAAAGUUAUGGAGAUGAUUCCCCAGAUUUCCAGUUUUUGCCUGGUAAGAGACAGGAACCACAUUCAAAGUGCAAACUUGGAUGAGGAAGCACAGGCUGGUACGAGUUCACUACAGGUAAUGUUGGAUCACCAUCCAGUUGCUAUUACAGUGGAGGUGAAGCAAGAAGAAGACAUUAAGCCCCCUCCUCCACUGGUUUUAAAUUCUCAACAGAGUGAUAUUUUAGAGCAAAGAGAAGACCAUGAAUUAGUACAUGUUAUGGAAAGAUCUUUGUCGCCGUCACUUUCCUCUGUUGACAUGAGAAUGACCUCGUCUCCAUCUUCUAUCCCAAGGAGAGAUGAUUUUUUUCGGCAUGAGCGUGGAGAACACUUUAGGUCACAGUUAGGGUAUGACCCUCAGAUUCUGCAAAUGCUGAAAGAAGAGCAUCAGAUAAUUUUAGAAAAUCAAAAAAAUUUUGGAUUGUACGUUCAGGAGAAGAGGGAUGGAUUGAAAAGAAGGCAGCAGCUAGAGGAAGAGCUGCUAAGAGCAAAAAUUGAAGUGGAGAAGUUGAAAGCAGUUCGCUUACGGCAUGAUCUGCCUGAAUUUCACUCAGCCCCUAAAGAAAUUACAGUGCCUAAGAGACAAGAAGAGGAAGAACCUGAUAGCCUAGUUAAAUAUUUCAGUGUUGUUUGGUGUAAGGCUUCAAAGAAAAAACACAAAAAGUGGGAAGGUGAUGCUGUUCUCAUUGUAAAAGGAAAGUCAUUUACAUUAAAGGAUUUGGAAGGCAAAGACAUUGGAAGAGGCCUUGCAUAUAAAUUCAAAGAGCUUGAAAAGAUUGAAGAGGGCCACAGAGUGAUGAUUGGUGGAAAAGAAGUAGAAGUCAUGGGCAUAAUCUCUCCAGAUGAUUUCAACAGUGGCAGAUGUUUUCAACUUGGAGGAGGAAGCCUUGCUAUCUCAAGUUCUUCUCAGGCUGCCAAGAAGUGUUUCUCUAACCCCUUCAAAAGUGUUUGUAAACCAAGUUCAAAGGAAAAUAGACCAAACGGUUUCCAAGAUUGUAAACCACGUCAUGACCCACAUGCACAAAAUUCUCUUGUAAUGUCACGACCAGACAAUAAUCACCAGUGGAUGUUCAAUAAGAACUGUUCUCCUAUUGUGGAUGUAGUGAUAGAUCCUUACCUUGUAUAUCAUCUUCGACCACAUCAAAAAGAAGGGAUCCUAUUCCUAUAUGAAUGUGUAAUGGGAAUGAGAGUGAAUGGCAGAUGUGGAGCUAUUCUUGCUGAUGAAAUGGGUUUAGGGAAAACAUUGCAAUGUAUUUCACUCAUCUGGACUCUACAGUGUCAGGGACCCUAUGGAGGCAAGCCAGUAAUAAAGAAGACACUUAUUGUCACACCUGGGAGCUUGGUGAAUAAUUGGAGGAAAGAAUUUCAAAAAUGGCUAGGAAGUGAAAGGAUCAAGAUAUUUCCUGUUGAUCAGGACCACAAAGUAGAAGAAUUCAUCAAAUCUCCAUUUUAUUCUGUUCUUAUCAUCAGUUAUGAAAUGUUACUUCGUUCCUUGGAUCAAAUCAAGAAUGUUAAAUUUGAUCUUCUAAUCUGUGAUGAAGGGCAUCGUUUGAAGAAUAGUGCCAUUAAGACAACUACAGCCCUCAUUAGCCUUUCUUGUGAGAAAAGAAUAAUUCUAACUGGUACUCCAGUUCAGAAUGAUCUUCAAGAAUUUUUUGCAUUAAUUGAUUUUGUAAAUCCAGGAAUAUUAGGCUCUUUGUCAUCUUAUAGAAAAAUAUAUGAAGAACCCAUCAUUUUAUCGAGACAACCUUCUGCUUCUGAGGAAGAAAAGGAGUUAGGAGAGAAAAGAGCAGCUGAACUUACUUGCCUCACUGGACUCUUUAUCCUUAGAAGAACCCAAGAAGUCAUAAAUAAGUAUCUUCCACCUAAAAUAGAGAAUGUAGUCUUUUGCCGACCAGGAGCACUACAGAUUGAGCUUUAUCGAAAGCUGUUGAAUUCUCAGGCUGUCAGAUUCUGCCUUCAAGGGUUGUUAGGAAAUAGUCCUCAUCUAAUAUGUAUAGGAGCUCUUAAAAAGCUGUGCAAUCACCCCUGCCUUUUGUUCAACUCUAUAAAGGGAAAAGAAUGUAGCUCAACGUGGGAUGAAAAUGAAGAAAGGAGUCUAUAUGAAGGCUUGGUAAAUGUGUUCCCUGCUGAUUACAACCCUCUCAUGUUUACUGAGGAAGAGUCAGGAAAACUCCAAGUGCUGUUGAAGCUCUUAGCUGUUAUCCGUGAACUUCGUCCCACUGAAAAGGUGGUGUUGGUGUCCAACUACACACAAACCUUGAAUAUUCUACAAGAAGUAUGCAGGCGUCAUGGAUAUGCUUUUACAAGACUUGAUGGACAAACACCAGUCUCUCAAAGACAGCAAAUUGUUGAUGGCUUUAAUAGUAAAUACUCUUCUGAUUUUAUUUUUUUGUUAAGUUCAAAAGCUGGUGGUGUGGGACUUAACCUUAUUGGAGGAUCUCACUUAAUUCUGUAUGAUAUUGAUUGGAAUCCAGCCACUGAUAUCCAGGCAAUGUCUAGAGUAUGGAGAGAUGGUCAGAAACAUCCUGUACAUAUUUACAGACUCCUAACCACAGGUACAAUAGAAGAAAAGAUUUAUCAGAGACAAAUCAGUAAGCAAGAUCUUUCAGGGGCAGUUGUAGACGUAACCAAGACCUCUGAACAUAUCCAGUUCUCAGUAGAGGAGCUUAAAAAUUUGUUUACAUUACAUGAAAGUUCACAUUGUGUUACCCAUGACCUACUUGACUGUGAAUGUACAGGAGACAAAGAUCAUACAGGUGAUUCGUUGGAAAAAGUCCCUAUCUCUAGAAAUUGUCAGCUUGGUCCACAUCACCAGAAGUCUAGCUCUCUGAAACCUCUCUCCAUGUCACAGCUGAAGCAAUGGAAACAUUUUUCUGGAGAUCAUUUAAAUCUUACAGAUCCUUUUCUUGAAAGAAUAAGAGAAAAUGUCUCAUUCUUUUUUCAGAAUAUAACCAACCAAAGUACUGUUAUAUAAAAAGCGAUUACUUCAUGACAUUCUCUUGCCAACUCUUUAAAAAAUUAACAUAAUAAUUAAAUGUAAUUUUUGAAAACUAAUAGAAUUAUUUAAGUUAUAUUUUUUGUUGCAAAAUAUAAUUUUGAUACAUGGUCAAAAUUUGAGUUGCUUAAUUUUUUGUAUGUAUGCUUCAAUGUUGAAAUAUUAAAGACAUGCUUCUGUCAUCAGAUU
Messenger RNA from Panthera uncia (snow leopard), 3977 nucleotides. RefSeq names its product RAD54 homolog B (gene RAD54B). Gene Ontology annotation, biological process: reciprocal meiotic recombination; double-strand break repair via homologous recombination. NCBI's taxonomy places the organism in Eukaryota, Metazoa, Chordata, Mammalia, Carnivora, Felidae. Gene Ontology annotation, molecular function: ATP-dependent chromatin remodeler activity; DNA translocase activity; ATP binding. The transcript is spliced from 14 exons. Gene Ontology annotation, cellular component: nucleus. The record is from RefSeq and is a predicted model, not a curated record. The coding region runs from base 450 to 3767 and encodes 1105 amino acids.